Messenger RNA from Hippoglossus stenolepis (Pacific halibut), 6631 nucleotides. Its product is annotated as E3 SUMO-protein ligase PIAS1. Gene Ontology annotation, biological process: protein sumoylation; regulation of transcription by RNA polymerase II. The coding region runs from base 9 to 2135 and encodes 708 amino acids. The transcript has 13 exons. NCBI's taxonomy places the organism in Eukaryota, Metazoa, Chordata, Actinopteri, Pleuronectiformes, Pleuronectidae. Gene Ontology annotation, molecular function: zinc ion binding; SUMO ligase activity; transcription coregulator activity. The record is from RefSeq and is a predicted model, not a curated record.
AAUACAAGAUGGCGGAGAGUGCGGAACUGAAGCAAAUGGUGAUGAGCCUGCGGGUGUCGGAGCUACAGGUGCUGCUGGGCUAUGCUGGGCGCAACAAGCACGGACGCAAACACGAGCUGCUGACCAAGGCGCUGUAUCUGCUGAAGGCCGGCUGCAGCCCCGCCGUGCACAUGAAGAUCAAAGAGCUCUACAGACGACGCUUUCCUGCCAAAAUGGUGUCCCACUCAGAGCUGGCCCUGCCUGGACCGCACCACCCUGCCACAGCUGGAAUGGUUGGUGGAGGGGGCGCCGCGCUGCCCGCCGGCCUGACACAGCUGGCUUAUGAGGGUCAUGCCGGUCACGGUGGAGCCCCGUCACCCGCUGCCCUGCUGCCCCUCUCACUGCUCGGCCCAGGGAAACAUGAGCUGACUGGGCUGACGCAUCAUCUACCGGCCUCAGCCACACUGCACCCGGUCCAUCCAGAUGUCAAGCUCCAGAGGCUCCCCUUCUAUGACAUGCUGGACGAGCUCAUCAAGCCCACGAGUCUAGCUUCAGACAACAGCCAGCGGUUUCAGGAGACAUGUUUCGCCUUCGCAUUAACACCACAGCAAGUCCAGCAGAUCAGCAGCUCAAUGGACAUCUCGGGGACCAAAUGUGAUUUCUCAGUUCAAGUUCAGUUGCGGUUUUGCCUGUCGGAGACGAGCUGUCCUCAGGAAGACCACUUUCCACCCAAUCUCUGUGUGAAAGUCAACGGGAAGCCAUGUAACCUGCCGGGUUAUCUUCCUCCAACCAAAAACGGUGUAGAGCCCAAGCGGCCCAGCCGGGCCAUCAACAUUACCUCAUUGGUCAGAUUGUCCACCACUGUCCCCAAUACCAUCGUGGUGUCAUGGACCGCGGAAAUCGGAAGGAGUUACUCCAUGGCAGUUUACCUGGUGAAGCAGCAGUCGUCCACAGCGUUGUUGCAGAGACUACGGGCGAAAGGCAUCAGAAACCCAGACCACUCCAGAGCGCUCAUCAAAGAGAAGCUAACAGCCGACCCAGACAGUGAAAUAGCCACGACCAGCCUUCGAGUGUCGCUGCUCUGCCCGCUGGGGAAGAUGCGGCUGAUGAUCCCAUGCCGGGCGCUGACAUGCUCCCACCUGCAGUGCUUUGACGCCACACUCUACAUCCAGAUGAACGAGAAGAAGCCAACCUGGGUUUGUCCUGUGUGCGACAAGAAGGCUCCAUAUGAACACCUCAUCAUCGACGGGCUUUUCGUGGAGAUCCUCAACAGCUGCUUGGACUGUGAUGAGAUCCAGUUUAAAGAGGAUGGCAGCUGGGCCCCCAUGAGGUCAAAGAAGGAAGUGCAGGAGGUGUCGUCUGGUUCUUACAACAACGGGGUGGAUGGCUCAUGCCGGACGUCCUCGGGAUCAGAUCAGCGGAGCUCCUCGUCAUCCAGCCACGGCGACAGCGGCAGCAACUGCAAGAAAGUGGAGGUGAUCGAUUUGACACUGGACAGCUCCUCAGAUGAGGAAGAGCAGGAUUCAUCGCCGCCGCCACCUCCGCCCCCUCCAGCCAAAAGACCGUGUCCCUCCAUGUCUCCGACCUCGCCGCCCAUCAUCAACAAAGGAGUGUUAAACCUGCACCACCAGGCCUCUCCUGUGAGCUGCACCCCCACUAUGCCAGCGAUGGACACGAGCUACAUCCCUCCUGUACCCCCACUUAUCCAGGAUUACAGACCCUACUACCACCAACCCAACGACCUCUCAGAGUUGAACUUCUUCUCUUUUCUUCAAGGGGACAAUCAUCAGCAUUACAACAUGGUGAUGGCAGCAGCAGCCGCCGCUUCAGCCUCGGACGACCAUGAGCUGCUUCUCAACCGCUUCCUGCCCUACAGCACCACCUCCUCCUCCGCCUCCCAGCUGUUCCUCGACCAGUCGGGAGCCCCGUCGGCCACCUCGCUGACCGCGCCGACCAACGGGGCGAGCAGCUCGGGCAGCAGCAGCAGCCUGGUGUCGUCCAGCAGCCUCCGCGACACUCACUCGACGCACUCGUCUUCACACUCGGGCUCGCACUCCUCACACACACACCCCGGAGUGGUGGCCGGUCGUAGCAGCGCUGAAGCAGCAGUGGCAGCUAUUUACGGCGGAAUACCCGACGUUAUAUCGUUGGACUGACUGAAAAAGAGUCAAGGACACACGUUGGGUCCGGCUACGAUCCAGUAACAAACCACAUCACAAACAGUUCGACUGCAGGGUGACGUUUUGAUCCAGAAACUAGACUGGACCCCCGAGUCAUUAAACUCCGAGUGUUAGUGGAGUCGUGAUGACAAGGCUGCCUGAAGAAGAGCACUAAUGUAAUGAGUGGGUGAUCUGGGGGUUCCCUUCACGACACUGACCUGAGGACAGGACUGAGUUCAUCAGUGACAAUGUGUCGGGGAACUGACCUCAGAGCAGAAACCGUCACACUGUUGCCGUGGUAUCAACCUGGCACAAGCAGCAAAGACGCUACCUGAGCAAAACCACAAAGGAGGAGGACGGCUCUUUUUUACGAAAGCGAGGAGCGGCACCGUGUACAGAGAACAAAAUAUAUUUUCCUCUUUUACUUUUGUAUGUUAAAUCUGAACAUUGACAGUCGAGUGGGCUGCUUCUGUCGCCAUUUUAAAGAAGAGGACUUUUUCACAAAGCUUAUACAUAUGCCUGUUGCCAUGUGAUUUUGUUUUCCUCCUCUUUUGUCUCUAUCCCGUUUGCAUUUCUCCAUUUUUAACUUCAAGUCUCUUCCUCUCAAACUCAUUUUUAAACUGUUUUGUUUCGAUGACAAGAACUUUUCAGAGGCUGAAUUUACAGUUUAUUCAUAUACUAAUAAUUUUAUUACGCUUUUAAGUUAUGUAUGAUAUUUAAACAGUUUAUGCACAUAUAUAUAUAUAUACGUAUAUAUAUAUAUAUAUAUAUAUAUGUGUUUGUGUGCAUUCCCUUUGACCUUCAGGUUAAUGCUGUGGGGAGUGUGUAGGUGGAAAUUAGCCAUUUCUGGUUAUUCACUUCUUGAUUUCCAGUUCCUGAAAAAGACUCAGCAAACAGAGACUUUAAGACUAUUUAUAUUUACCAGUUACGAUUUUGAGCUGGAACUUUCUUUUGCAAUUUAUUUAAAUUUUUUGCCAAAAUGCCAAAAAAAUAAUACACGGUACCUAUGAACAGUGAUCACAAUAAUCAGAGUGCAGUUGCAUCUGUCUGUUGCCACAGUGUUUUCAGUCGAGUGUCCAGCUGGUGGUUGUCCAGACACGUUUAACUUCGUCCUUUUUGUCUCUCGUCUUCUAGUUUUGUGGUUUUUUUGCUGAACUGUUAAGAAGUAAUUAGGACAGACGUCAGUGUGUUGUAGCAGCGUCGGGCCUUUUGAAGAGACAGGCUUUCCCUGACAUGUGCCACAGCUUCACUGGAGCAGGUGACCCAGUUCAAACUAGUGCCUGUUUGUGCGCACGCUGCUCCACGGCGUGUUCGGAGUAGUGUUUUCAGAAGAAUGUCUCAUAUGGUCACCCACCACAACCGAGGCCCCAUCUCUGUCUGAACAAAAACUUGAGCUGCGAUUGAUUUCUGACUCUUGAAUUAUUUUUUGGGGAAAAAGCAAAGAAUGAGUGUAAGCAGGAUGUUGGUGCCAGAGUGAAAGCGGCUGAUCUUAGCAUAUCAACGUAGACUGUGCACAGAGCCCGUUGGUUUAAAAAUACAUGACCUGUCUGGAGCCUGAAUCACCCCGGGAGAUAAGUCAGUGUACGAUGUGGAAGUGUCAAAGCGAGGUGAAGGUUUUCAGGAUUCCUCCCCGUUGUUGCCAUUCAGCUGAAAAUGUCGGGUUUGCUCACGAAUGUAUUGUACGAUUUUAAGAGUCGACUCACUUUUGUUCCUGCUUUCAUUACAGUUAUUAUAGACCCACUGUGGUCUGGUCACAUGACUGGUGACGUGCAGUUAGACCUGGAACACCUCCCAUAUCGUCGGCCCCCCCUCCCCCUCCACCUCCACCUCCUCCUGCCUGUGCGUCCUUGAAACUUUCCCAGAGUCCUGUCUUAUCAGCCUCUCCUCAAUCUCCCACUCGCGGACGUCCGAGACAGGCAGCUCACGUCAAAGCCUAAUUAUCCCGACCACAAUAACUUAAUCACCUCUGACAGCAGCCCCCGUGACCUGACGUCCCCUGUCCCGUCCUAACUCAGCGCUGUAGACGACCUAGCAUUACCUCCAGCUCUUCCCUCCCUCGCUCCCUCCCUCACUCUUGCCGUCUUUUGACUUUCCUCCCCGUCCUCUCAUGUGAACCAAACCCCGGCUCUCAAACUGACUCAAUCGUUUGCUGGAACAAGUCUCGUGUAUUUCCUGUGUUGUCCAGUGUUUUAUUUAUUUUGUCAUCCUAUUUCUAUAUAUUAUAUUUUUUACAUAAGUGUUUGAUGUCCGUGGGUGAGCGCGUGAGUCGGCUGUUGCAAUGUGAUUUUAUUUAAGAAGCGUUUUGUUAUUAUUUGCCAGCGGAGCGAUUUUUCAACAAGGUCUCGUUCAGUUAUUUGUCUUGGAAACAUCUCGGAGUAUUGACUUGGGUAACACUUUAUAAUAAGGGCACGAAACACAUGCUUAAUUAAUAUGCGCAUGACUCAUGAUGGUAUAAUGGGUGAAUUAAUUCAGGGUGUAUUAUGAAAUUUGUUGCUCACCAUUAAGGAAUGACGGAGUCAGUGUGAGUUUGUGUGAUUAGGUAAAACCUAUUGGUUUCGUUAAUUAACUCCCUUCAUAUUUUGAUUUUAAUGCCACCAAAUUAGCUUUUGAGGCUAUUUUUAAAAUCAAACUGUUUGUCAGAUGAAAACAUGAACGUGUUGCUGAAAGAACCUCGAGGUAACAUGACAUGAGUCAUUCAUCCUACUUACUCUGGAAAAUUGGCUCUGGACAUUUUCUAGACUUUCACAUAAAGAACGCAGCAGGAGAUUGUGCGGGUCAGACAAAUUCACCACAACAGGAAAUUGUAUAAAUACCAUGAUGUAUAAAUACUGCUGCGGUGAUUCAUGUUUUGGUUUACCGCACAUCUACGUCACCAAAAGCUCUAGAAUGUCAUUGUCUUUCCAAGUUGACAUCUUUGUCAGCGUAUUCUACAUGAACGGCUCGUAUCCUUUCAUCCUGAGAAAUUCAUCUUAUUUCAACAACAACAAUAAAUCUAGAAGGGAUCUCGGCGAGCGCAUCCCUCCACCAAGGCUAACGUCCUAUCUCAAAAUGUUAAGGAAUCCUACAUCUGGAUCAUUCCCUCGUGGAAUGUGCUGCAACAGUAAACAGGUUCUUCCUCGACUCGAACCACACCCAUUCACCAAGUUUCAAGAAAAUCCGCUCUGCAGUUUGUGCGAGCUGAUUUUGAGCUUAAGCUCCUUGGCGGAGAUAAUUCUACAGAUAAAAUGAAGACCAAUCCCAUGCUAGCUUGUAAAUGUGACCCGGAGAAAGACGACUGGUUCUCUCAGCAACAUGUCGAUGACUUAGCUUCAUCAGUGGAUUCCAGUUAAAUGAAAAAUGAACGAGUUAAGUGAUGAUCUCUCAAGUGUGAACUAAUCACAUGAACCUGCGUGUUUGUGCCUUUAUUAUUAAUGGCCCCAUGACUUGCUUUACUCAGGAGGACGUCGAUCCUUUUCGUUUCCAUCGUGUCAGUUGAAUAUUAAUCACCAGUGUUUGGAUGCACAGUUAAUGAUUUAAUUUAUUUAAUCUUUCUUCAGAGUCUUCAUGCAGUAGAUCACUCAUAUGGAGUGUGAGACCGUUCUGAAUGUGUUUCUGUUGAAGUGCUCUAAACACUCUCUAUGUUGGAAAAACCUGAAAUCAGAUCCUCUCCCCCUGCAACGUGUUUCACUGAGCGUUCACAGCUCCCUCCUGUGGCUCCUGCUGGGUAGUUUUAGGGAGAAGCAGUCGUUUGUGCGGGUGGGUUUUCUCCUCCUUUCAUUCUCUGACUAAUGUCUGUGAGAAAACUUGCAGUGAUGGAAAAGCACAAGGUUCAGUCCCUCUGAACCUGCAGUUUAUACACACAGCAUUUCUCGCAGCAGCUUGUGUUGGCUGUGUUCAACUCUGUGUGAGGACACAGGGACAAAGUUUUAUCAGUAGUUGCUCUUAACUGUGUUUUCAAGAGCUCGGCAAGCAGCUCAAAUCUUCAGUUGUCAUCACGUCUGUCCGUAGAUAAAAGGGAAAAGCUCAACAAUGUGUAUAUUAUGUCUGUAUGGAAACCUGAAACCUGAAAGUUCAGAUCCAAACGUGGGUAUUUGAUGUCCGUUUGUACGCUUUUUUUUGUGUGUCAAUUCAGAGCGAGAGAAUAAAUUAAUUUAUAUAUUUUUUAGAAAAAUGAAAGCUGUACGAUUAUUGAGAAAAAUAAAAAAGGACUGUGGCCAAUACAGAGUCUCACCAAAAGGGAAAUAAUCUCAACGUCAGACUCAAGUCGGCAUCUGCACUCACUGCCUUAAAAACAUUCACAGGUUCUGUUUCACAGCUCCGAUCCAAGAAAAAUCACAAACAAGGCAUUUGGAGGAGGGGAAAGAAAAGACGGUGUACAGUAGACCCUUGUCAAUUUGUACAAAUAUACCAAGUGGAAAAAAAUAUUUAUUACCUGCAUUGGAAGAAAUUGUUUACUUAUUGAAUGUUACCUGUUUAUGUAGAAAAGUUUAGAUGUAAUAAAAUGCAUUCUGUUA